Messenger RNA from Ambispora leptoticha, 1158 nucleotides. The record is from the annotation of a GenBank genome assembly. Lineage: Eukaryota; Fungi; Glomeromycota; Glomeromycetes; Archaeosporales; Ambisporaceae.
AUGAUUAAGCAUUUGGAUUUAUCAAGUUUCUCAACAUUUGGUCUACAAAAGAGUCACUCUGAAACUCAGAAAUCUGUCACUCCGCAAGCAUUGAUCAAUAUUUUGAGAGCAACUCCAAUGCUCGAGGUGUUCUCGAUUUCGGAAUCCUUGGAAUCGGCAAUCACCAUCGAUGUCUUAAAGACAUUGGUAUUCGAGUGUAAGAAUCUUAAAGCGCUCGAUUUCUGUGGAUGUUCGAGCAAACAAUUCAACGAAGCAAUGAAAGAUCUCGCUAAAUUACUUGGUCGUGUUCAAAUCGUCCAAUUUCAAUCUUCUGCUGAUUCCGAUCUCGAAUACGGGUUCCAACGAUUGAAACCUGUUCUCCCACAUAUUAAACGUUUAUCACUUCAUGAAUGCUUGACUCUCUCAGAACACGAAACAGUUCUUCCAUUGCUCGCCCAUAUGCCAAAUAUUACCCAUUUGGAUUUAGGUGGCUGCUCAAUUUCCGACUUAACACUUCUAUUCCUGGAGACAGAAACAAACGCAAGCAACACACUCUUGGAACUUUCGCUGGCUAAAUGUAAAAAUAUUACCUCGGACGGUAUUGCACAAUUCGUGAGUCAAUGCAACCGAUUGGAAAAUCUGAAUUUAUACGGAGAUGCAAUGAUCUCCGAAUGGGACCUCGUCACAAUUCUAAGUUCUCCUUUUGUCAAAAGUCUACGCUCUCUAGACAUCGGCUUUUCACAUAUCACUCAACGUGUACUCAAUGCGAUAAAAGAGUGUUGUUCUUCCCUUAAGAAUCUUGGUCUCGCCAACGCAGAGAUCGCAACUCCAGCAAAUCUUUCGACUUUUCUCACCUCAAUGCCACAAUUACAAUACAUUGAUCUUAGUAACCUCCCAUGUCUAGAACCGUUGAACACAAAUGGACUGAUCUCCAAACUACAAAAAAUUCCGAACAAUCAAUUGCACACGAUUGAGAUGAGUAAAUCAUUGCUAAAGAAAAUACAAGCGGUUAAAGGUUGGAAAAUUGAUCAGAAUUAUGGUCGUCGCUGGUAUUAUGCCAAAGAGACUCGGGUUGGAAUUCCUCAGGCUGAUCGAGUGCACAGUCGAAAAUUGGAUGUGGCUGGGACUGGCGAGCACGCAAUGAGCAAAAUCUAUCAAUAUUACAGCUUUGGCGUUUAG